AUGUCGGUAACAUUGGACGAGGACGCCAUCGACGAGAUUCUGUACCUCGCGCGGGCAAACGAAGCACACGAGUUGGAAGAAUUCCUCUCAAAUCUUUCCGGGCAGACGCAGAAAUCGAGGACUGAGUUGAUCUCCGCUGCAGUCGAUCCGAGCUCGAAGAAUACUGCUCUGCAUUAUGCGGCUGCAAAUGGACAUGUUGACGUGCUGAAGCUUCUACUCCCUUCCGACUCGCGCAAGGGCACCGCGCCUCCUUCGAGUCCGGUAAACGCGAUCAAUGACGCCGGGAAUACUCCGCUUCACUGGGCAGCACUGAACGGACGUCUGGAUUGCGUCAAGCUCCUGGUAGAGGCUGGGGCGGAUGUCACUAUCAUAAACAAAGCUGGUCAUGAUGCCGUCUUUGAGGCGGAGAUAAAUGACAAGGGAGACGUUGUUGAUUGGCUGCUUGGAGCAGUUGAAGACCUCGAGAAAGCCGUUGGGAACGGCAGUGGAUCCUCCGCCGAACAAGGCGAGGGAGACGAUAUGGAUGUCGACGAGACUGUAACCAUGAAAGCAUCCACCGACGGAGCAGCUCAGCAAGCAGAGACUUGUGGCGUCGACGAAGUCCGAAAAGCGAUGGAGGGCAUGGACACCAAUGAUGGAACCUCAGAAGGCGGGUGA
This is a messenger RNA of Westerdykella ornata, 657 nucleotides long. Its product is annotated as ankyrin. The record is from RefSeq and is a predicted model, not a curated record. The transcript has 2 exons. Gene Ontology annotation, cellular component: cytoplasm; nucleus. Bases 1 to 657 code for a protein of 218 amino acids. Gene Ontology annotation, molecular function: protein binding. NCBI's taxonomy places the organism in Eukaryota, Fungi, Ascomycota, Dothideomycetes, Pleosporales, Sporormiaceae.